Molecule: messenger RNA, 843 nt
Organism: Pyrenophora tritici-repentis Pt-1C-BFP
Lineage: Eukaryota; Fungi; Ascomycota; Dothideomycetes; Pleosporales; Pleosporaceae
Product: UbiE, Methylase involved in ubiquinone-menaquinone biosynthesis
Biological process (GO): rRNA (guanine-N7)-methylation
Cellular component (GO): nucleolus
Molecular function (GO): rRNA (guanine) methyltransferase activity
Source: RefSeq, a predicted model, not a curated record
AUGUCGCGCCCCGAAGACAUUCUACCCCCCGAUCUCUUCUACAAUGAUUCCGAGUCUCGGAAAUACACGACGUCAUCUCGUAUCCGAAAGAUCCAAUCGACAAUGACCCACCGCGCUCUCUCACUCCUCGCCCUGUCUUCUCCCUCCCUGAUCCUCGACAUUGGCUGCGGCUCCGGCCUCUCUGGGGAAAUCUUGUCACAGACGCAAGAACAAGGCACUCCAGGUGGCCCGCAUGUGUGGGUUGGCUUCGACAUCAGCGCAUCAAUGCUGGGCGUGGCUCUGGAGAAAGAAGUUGAGGGGGACCUACUGCUGGCGGACGCGGGACAAGGCGUGCCCUUCAGACCCGGAACUUUCGAUGCAGCCAUUAGUAUAAGUGCGGUGCAGUGGCUGUGUAACGCCGAGACAAGCGAGGAGAGCCCGGCGGGUAGACUGUCGAGAUUCUUCAACCAACUGUAUGCGAGUUUGAAGAGAGGCGGCAGGGCUGUGUGUCAGUUCUACCCAAAGAACGACGCGCAGAAGAAGAUGGUAGCCCAGGCGGCCAUCAAAGCCGGUUUCGGGGCAGGUCUGCUAGAGGAUGAUAUGGGUACCAAGAGCGCGAAGACCUAUCUCGUUUUGACCGUCGGCGGUGGAGCGUUGGACGGCGACAUUACGGGCGUGGUGAGGGGUAUGGAGGGUGUGGAUGUCGAGGAUGCUAGGAGGAAAUCAAAAGGCAUGAAGAGGGGCGAGGAGAGGAAAGGCAGCAAGGCGUACAUCAUGAAGAAAAAGGAGCAGAUGGAGAGGCAAGGCAAGGUUGUCAAGGCUUCCUCCAAGUACACGGGCCGCAAGAGGAGGAUUCAGUUUUAG